Messenger RNA from Physcomitrium patens, 5546 nucleotides. The record is from RefSeq and is a predicted model, not a curated record. NCBI's taxonomy places the organism in Eukaryota, Viridiplantae, Streptophyta, Bryopsida, Funariales, Funariaceae.
GCGAGUUAGGGUUAGGCAGCGCGUUCACAUCGCCUCGUCGUCCUCCCUUCGCAACGCCUUCCUACACGGGGGGACGGGGAUGGAGAGGGAGUCUGAUUGCGUGGCUUCUGUUUGUCCCUGGCUAUGGCUGAGGUCGUCUGAUACUGGACGAGCGACAGAGUCACAUUCAGACAGAAUGAGAGAGUGAGAGAAUGGGAGAAUGCCAUGGCCGGAUCGGUAUCUGAUAGCCAAGUCGCGAUGGAGGCUUCUUCUUCCCGAGCCUUUGUUCAUGGUGGUUGUAGCAGCAAGUGUUUGUAGGGAGGUGGCGAUGACGGUGUGCUGGUGGGGGCGAAGUAAGGGGGAGAGGUCUUGUGGCGGAUUGGAUUGGAAUGGAAUGAAAUGGAGCACUAGGUUGGCCAAUUGAAAGGAUAGAGGUCUGAAAGACAAGCCGCUAUGGGAAUCGGCUGCUGCGGAGAGUAGACAGAGGAGGAGGAGGAGGUCGAUAGCUUCUAGCGGUUGCGGUGUGAACGGAUGAUUGAAAGCAUGUGUUACAAAAGAAUGAAUUAGAUGGAACAUCUGCACGAGUUUCUUCAGAAAGUCUCUUCUCCUUUGGAAUCAGGCGGGAGCGUCGACAAGUACCUUGCGCAUGUAGUACAGCUGUACAAUUUUCUUGAGGCCGCGGGAUGGAAGUAGCGUAUACAGGACUAGUUUCAAGGGUUGGGUGGUAAUUUUAGCCGGUGAUUGGAAUCUUCGGCGCCGUCCAAUGGGGCCGUUUGGGAGAUUGGCGGUUGGUUCAAUCGCUAGUCAGGAUGAUGGAAAGAACAAAGAUGCCAUUUGUAAGGAAGGGAAUAGGAGCAAGAAACAAGCCGACGAGACCAAGGUAUGCAUGGAAGCAGAACAGCAUGUUAUUGUGAAAGCUUUGAAGAAGGAUACGGGCGAGAAACGGAACUCGUCGAGGCUAUUUAGCUGGAACAAAAAUGACUCUUCCAGCAAAGGAAAUGCUGAAAAGGUCGAGAGGGGUAGGCGUUUAUCAUCUCCAGGGAAGGUUCAGACCACCUCAAAUGAUCUCAAGCCUGAGUCAUCCUCCUUUCUGAGCAGUGAAUUUGGUUUCGCGUUGGGCCUUACUAAAAUCAAGACGCGGUCUGGACCUCUGUACACCUCCAGCACUCGUUCUGGUCCGGUCUUUGCAGGUACCCUUCAGAGCCGAUUCAUCAUCGGAAAUGAAAAAAGGGAGAAUGUCUCCGUGAAAAGCAACUCAAAGCAUGGUAGCUCAUCUCGGUCUCCGAUUGUUCGAAAACCUGCGAAAGCUGCUAAAAUUCAUGCACGUGACUCUGUCUCACCCAAGGACUCUUUCACAGAAAAUGGUAGCAAUUGUAGAAUCCGAAGAUGUUCGGAAGCGGAGUCGAGAGAAAUAACGUCCAGCGGCAACACAGAAGAGACUUCUGGGUCCUCGUUCCUUUCGGUUUCAAAAUUGGACUUGGGAAGUGAAAAAAUUCCAGAGAGAAGCUUGUUGGCAACAAGUCAAAUAUCCGAAGAUAUGUUGUUGAGUGGAAGUACGAGGAAUGAAAAAGCCUUAAUUGGCCAGGUCUCGCAGCCAGGGUCAGCUAGUAGUUGGGUAGAUGUCGAUAGCAAUUUCGACUCCGGCUCAAGUGGAGGGCUUUCUAUGUUAGAAAGCCUUGUAGGGUUUCAGCAUGCUCGAAGCGUCCCUGCGGAUAGGUUGUCGCUUCUUCAAGAGCCUUUUGUUGAUAAAUUACGAUCUCAUGGGCACUCUGAAAUCGACGGAGAGGCGACGAGAUGUUUUGAUAUAGCAAUGCAAGAGAGUGAGAGUCCGUUGAGUCAGCCCGACAUUCCGAAGGAGAUCGAGUCACCCAGAUUCCAAGCGCUUCUGCGUAUGACUGCCGGCCCUCGAAAAGGAAAAUCAACCGACAUCAAGAGCUUCUCGCAUGAACUCGAUCCUCGCGGUGUGAGAUCUUAUGAAUUUCUGCGGCCUCGUGACCUUCUUGACUUGGAGGAGGUUAUGGCAGCUCUUGGGGCACGCUUUCAUACAGCUAAGGAUGAAGUAAAUGCGGAACUGGCAGUUUUUGCUGGCGACCUGGUGGGAGUACUUGAAGAUACCACUGAUAUGGAUCCUUAUCAUCAAGAGAGGAUAGAAGAUUUGCUAAUUCUGGCUCGUGACUGUGCCUUUAUGGAUCCUCAAGUGUUUCGGAAGGAAUGUGAAGCAAUUGUGCAGGAUUUGGAUGACAAACGACAAGAACUUCCUAUGGGCGUCCUGAAAAGGCUACAUACGCGGAUGCUUUUCAUACUCACUCGUUGUACACGUCUCCUUCAGUUUGAAAAGGAGAACGGUUUAGAUGAGGUUGAGCUUCACAGACUACAGCAGCAGGCAAAAACUGGCUCCUGCAUAGAAAGCUGGAAAAAAAUUAUAAGUUGGAAUGAGAAAGGAAAAGCACUUCUGAAGGUAGUCAGACCUCAAAGGCUCAGCUUAUCUUCGAAGCCUCAGGAAAAAUCGUCCAAAAGAGUCAGCGACGAAGUUUCGAUUUCAGGAACUCCCACUUUUUCAGGUAUUACAGAGCAGGCUGUAGAAUCAGAUAAAGAAUCCAUUUCAAAAGCAUCAGGUGGUUCUGUAAGUCCAAUUCAUUCUGUCGUGGCUGACCGGCAAACAAGUUGGAAACAUUUCUCUGUUGCUCCACCAAACGAACUGAAAUCGCAUGGGGGAGAAUCGGAUGUUGAGACUGAAAUGGGUUCAGUUGUAUAUAUAACACCGGAAAGCUCGCAGUUAUGUGCUGAUGGAGGAAUGGUAAUCAGCAGAACAUCAGAGGAGGUCCAACGAAUACCUUCCUCAAAGAGACACCAACGAGUUGCAUGGGGUCAUUGGACGGAUCAGCCAGAGGUUUUAGAUGACAACCUAGAUUUCAUUUGCAGGAUUUGUGAAGAUGAGGUUGCGACGUCAUGUUUGGAGGACCAUUCUAGAAUCUGUGCCUUGGCUGACAGAUGUGAUCAGCAAGGGCUUGAUGUUGAUGACCGUCUACGAAGAAUAGCAGAAACACUAGAGAGAAUGGCUGAAUCUCUCACACCCAAAAGCUUCAGCUUGGCUGCUGGUGGUAGUCCUGACACUGCGAAAACGUCUGGCUCCAAUAACGGGGGCUGUAGCUCAGAUGGAGCCUUGUCGGAAAGAUGCAUAACGUAUCCCACGUUUACCGAUAAAGUUUGGGGUGAACUUUUAAGGAAAGGAUCCGAAGAAUUGUUGGAAGAUACUUAUGAGAUCGAUGCUGCCAGCAUGGGCGAUGAUAAUAAAAAAGCCAAUUCAGUUACUUGUAAGACACGGUUCGGUCCUAAAAUCGAACAAUCAUCUGUUCCAACUUCAUCUCCUGGAAGUGCGCUCGCUCCAGCCUCAUCCGCUGGAAGUCUGACUCCUCGCUCUCCACUUGCCACACCUCGCAUAAGCCAGAUUGACGUAUUACUUUCAGAUCGAAACGGCUUCAACGAGAUUGAUGAUGCCUUACAGAUAAACGAGAUUGCAGAUAUAGCUAGAUGCAUUGCCGGUGCUUCGCCAGAUGAAGAUGGUACUGAGUAUUUGCUGUCAUGCUUGGAAGACGUGCAAGACAUCUUACGGUACAACAAGGUGGAAGCAUUAACUGUCGCUACUUUUGGCAAGCGAAUAGAGAAGCUGUGCAUGGAGAAAUAUCAUAAGUUCCUUGAAAUCUUAGACCCGAAUGGUGUGGAGGUUGCAAGCAGUGUAGGAGAUGAUGAGCUCUUGGAAGACGACACUUUUCAUAGUUACAAGUCUACUCCUGUACACCCUUCGUAUAAGGAUCGCACCACGAUAGAUGAUUUCGAAAUCAUAAAACCUAUCAGCAGGGGUGCAUUUGGACGGGUUUUUCUGGCCAGGAAACGCACAACUGGGGAUCUUUUUGCUAUCAAGGUUCUUAAGAAAGCAGACAUGAUCCGUAAAAAUGCCGUUGAAAGCGUUAAAGCGGAGCGUAACAUCCUAAUUUCUGCUCGCAAUCCUUUUGUGGUUCGAUUCUUUUAUUCCUUCACAUGUGCAGAGAACCUGUACCUGGUGAUGGAAUAUUUGAAUGGUGGGGAUAUGUACUCCUUGUUGCGAACCCUUGGAUGUCUUGAUGAAGCUUUGGCACGUGUGUAUAUAGCCGAAUUGGUGUUAGCAUUGGAAUGUUUGCAUUCCUUGGGAGUUGUUCACCGAGAUCUCAAACCAGACAACAUUUUGAUUGCUCAUGACGGGCACAUUAAGCUCACAGAUUUUGGUCUUUCGAGAGUAGGCCUUAUCAACAGUACAGACGAUUUAUCAGGCCCUGCUGCAACUGGGACUAUGGUUAUGGAGGAGUCUACGAAAAACCAAUGUGCUUCUCCUAAACACGAGCAUCAGAGAAAGAUUCGACAGCAGCGCUCGGCUGUGGGAACCCCUGACUACCUAGCUCCAGAGAUUUUGCUUGGGACCUCCCAUGGUCCUGCUGCUGAUUGGUGGUCUACCGGAGUAAUUCUUUUUGAAUUUCUAACUGGCAUUCCUCCAUUCAACGCUGAGCAUCCUCAGGUCGUUUUUGACAACAUCCUGAACCGACAUAUCCCAUGGCCUGCAGUCCCAGAGUAUAUGUCCUAUGAGGCCCAAGAUUUGAUCGACAGACUGCUGACUGAGGACCCCACUGAACGCCUGGGCGCCAAUGGAGCUGCAGAGGUGAAAGCUCAUCCAUUCUUCAAAGACAUAAACUGGGAGACGCUUGCCAGACAGAAGGCUGCAUUUAUUCCAAGCCCUGACGGUGCGCAUGAUACCAGCUAUUUUUCAUCUCGCUAUGCGUGGAAUUCAAAUGAGGGCAAUUUUGACACUGAGCACUUUGACGAAAGUGAUGAUGAAAGCACUUGCAGCGGCAGCACAAGUGAUUCGGGUGAUGGGCCUGAUGAAGCGACUGAUGAAUUUGGGGAUAUGGCUGAGUUUGAAAAUUCGUCCUCCUGUAAAUACACCUUUAGCAACUUCUCUUUUAAGAACUUAUCUCAACUGGCAUCUAUUAAUUAUGAUCUUCUUCAACAAUCGGAAAGGCGGGAUUCACCGCAGGGUCCCAGCUGACGUAAAAGAUGGAAAAGAAUACUCAUUUCAUGAGUAUUUGAAGGUCCUUCGUUAUCUGGGAGUUCUGGAAGGUGAUCCAUUACGGUUCCAGUGAGUUUUGACGAUCAGAAGUAUGUUCCUGUAUAUAGUUACUGCUCCAAAAAGUUCCUUGUACCAUGCCAUGUUCCAUAUUUGGUCGAAGUAGUGUCAACUUGAAUUUGCCGCUGCAAGUUCUUCAAUUUUGCUCUGUAGUCAAGCCCCAUCAUAUUCUGGGAUAAGGUGCUCCUUGGAAUAGCUUUUCUUGGAAAGAGACUGAUGUACAUCACGAGAAAGGAUCAUGCUGUCGGUUUUGGUUGAGCCGACUGACAUGGCGUACAAUAGAAACAUUCCAUAACUGUAAAGUACUAGUUGGAGGGAUUAGUGUUUCUAUUAUUUUUUCUGGAACCCGUGAUGUUUUCAUUUAUCGCGCUUCCCGCCGUGGUUUCUUCUUCAACGGCCUAGAUUUCUAUUA